Messenger RNA from Malassezia globosa CBS 7966, 234 nucleotides. RefSeq lists its product as uncharacterized. The transcript is spliced from 4 exons. Gene Ontology annotation, cellular component: mitochondrion; respiratory chain complex IV. Lineage: Eukaryota; Fungi; Basidiomycota; Malasseziomycetes; Malasseziales; Malasseziaceae. Bases 1 to 234 code for a protein of 77 amino acids. The record is from RefSeq and is a predicted model, not a curated record.
AUGCCACAGCAGCUGGACCUGAAGACCGCCGUGUUCGAUUCGCGGUUCCCUAACCAGAACCAAACCCGCCACUGUUAUGUGGACUACUACCGCUGCGUAAACACGAAGGGCGAGGACUUUGAGCCCUGCAAGCAGUUCUUCUCGACGUUCCACUCGCUCUGCCCAAAUGAAUGGCUGGAGAAGUGGGACGAGCAGCGCGAAAAUGGUGCUUUCCCCGCCAAGCUCGAUGGCUAA